Ornithodoros turicata is the source of this 1130-nucleotide messenger RNA. RefSeq names its product protein FAM107B-like. The record is from RefSeq and is a predicted model, not a curated record. Lineage: Eukaryota; Metazoa; Arthropoda; Arachnida; Ixodida; Argasidae. The transcript has 4 exons. Bases 238 to 831 code for a protein of 197 amino acids.
CACGACGUGCUCAUCGUGAGCAGACCAAACAUGCGGGUCUGCUUUUCCGAAUCUUGGCGCUCCUGUGUCAGCUGAGAGCCCACGUGACUACGUGUGUGUGUGCAUUGGCCUUGGAGAUAUUUCGCCCGAGAAAACAUCCUUGCGACGCAAUAUUAUACAACAGGAGCUGCGAACUUUGCUUCGGUAUUGAGCAGUGUUUGAAGAGCUGUUGGAUAUUCCGUCCCCUGUCGAAGAAUCAUGUGCGCUUGGCGCUGCAGAGGCUCCCUGCCAGAUUACUUCUUCCCUCCGAUGAUCCCGGAUCCGGACUACAGUGACACUGAACCAGACGAGCAGCCACGAGAAGUACGACUGAUUGAAGAGAAAAGCGGAAGCAGCAGUAGCAGGAUGCCAGGAAUGGCAAUGGGCGGCAGCCAGUCAGGGGAAGGUCUUGGCUCCAGGGGAGGACACCCAUUACCUCUUGGAGAGGAAGGCCUCAUCAUCCCAAAGAAACCCUCCAAUCCCUGUCUCGAGUCCACAGAGAGGAAGAACUUGCACAGGGAGCUCUUGUUUAAUCAGAAAAUCGGCAAGAAUGUCUUGGGUCAGAAGUCUGAGCUUCAGAAGGCCAUGGAGAAAGUCAAAGAUGACCAGAAAAGGAAAGAACUCGAAGGAGAGAGGCAGAACAAACGCACAGCUCUGGAGAAGAGAUUAGAAGAGCAGGCAAACAAACUAAGGAUGCAAGACACUGAAGCGGACUCUUCACUGCAGUCGGACUUGAGGACAGAAGAGUCUGAAUUUCUUCGCGUCCAUGCCCGUGUGUGUGCGCACUCUCUGCCCGUUGGUUCUAAGUCAUAGCAACGUCAUUUGCCUCGUUUUUUUUUUUCCCCUUCACCCCCGCGAUAUUUCUUCAUUACAGCAAAGAUUAUAUAAAUACACAAAAUGAUUGUACAUAGUUUGAGAUAGUUUCUUGAGAAGCUGCCUGUGACAAAAAGGUGGCGCUAUUUUUGUCAAAGCGUGACACAGAAUAGCCUUUUCUAGUUGAAAUGCUUUGAGAAAUGUGAAUGUGUGAAUGUGCAAUUAAACAAUUUUGACGAGUGGUUCAGUAACAUACAAAUAUGUAUCAUAACAAUAAAGUAUUAUGCUUGUCAUUUGCA